AUGAGUAGCUAUAGCAGUGAAAGCAACCAGCGGUAUAUUCUUCUGUUUGGCGUCGUCAAGGAGAUUGGCAAGCUCUUCAGCAAGAAGUUCACUAUCGAUGGUGCUGCUGCCGGGCACGACAAGAAGCAAUCGAGAAACGAGUUCAACUUUGAGGCCACCACUGCGAAGUACCAGCAAAUGGCCUUCUUUGACCAGCAUGUGGGCACCGCGCAAUGUGCGGCGAAUGUGCUGGAUCAGCUCCACGGAUUCGCGCUGGGCAACAACUAUCUAGCGCUGCAGGAGCAUGUGGCGUUUCUGUUCAACCUCAUGGAGCUGGCGCUAAACAUCUACAGUAUCCUGGAACUAUUCUACAGCCUGCUGAAGGAGUUGCCCGAAGUCGAGCAUCAGUUGCAGUUAAAAAAGUCGAACUUGGUGCGCAGUUAUACCACUUCGAUAGCGCUCUACAUAAUAAGUAUCCUGCGACCCUACCACAGUUGUCUGCUCUUCUCCCCAGAACAAACGCUGUCCGUGUUUGUGGGCGUUUGUCGCAUUAUUCGCCACGUUACGAUCUGCUGCAAGGAAAGGAACAGUCAAGGAACAGAUUAUCAGCAGUUGCAGUGCAUCAAUCGCUUCAAGGACAUCUUUAAUACACCAGAACAGCUGAGUCUUCCGCUGCAACGGUAUAACCCGCAGCUACGGGAGGAACUUUUUGUGGUGCCUCGUCGUGGCGGCAAAUUCGAGCUCCAUUGGCUGCGCAAUCUGUACGAGUCGCCGGCCAACGUGUACAGCUUUGUUUCCAAUGCAGUCAUCACUGUUUGUGAGGAAACGGACAACGAACGGUUGAAUGAUGUGGCUUUGGCCUGCGCCGAACUAACUGCCAGUUACAACGUGCUGUCUAAGGAGUGGAUUGCCACCUUGCAAAGCCUGUGCAGCGGCAGUAAGAGUUCCCGGUACCCGCAUCUGAGCCAGGGCGGUCAGGUGGACAUCGGGCAGACCAAGACGCAUGACGCCCUAGCCGUGUUCGUGUGCACUCUGUCAGCCCGACGCUGCUUCUCCCUGGCGGACUUUGUAAGCAAGUUUGCCCUGUCCACCUUGGUACGACCCGUAAACUCCGGGGCGCAGAAUUGAGCGUAGAUACGGAAGCAGUAGCCCGACUCACUUGCCAACUAGUGCUAAAACUAUUAAAAGCCCUUGAAGAUUCCCCAGCCGGGAAUGUACUGUUCUCCUCCCCCAAUCCGCUGGACGCUGUGGGAAACGACUUCAGCAUUCAGCUAAGCUGUGACAGACACUUGCUAGUGGGCGCCCACAAGACCAUUCCCAUAGCUGCAGUGCUGGCGGUGCUUAUAGCUAUUCUUAUAGUGGUGGACAAUGCGGCACUGAAAACCCCACUGACUGCAGGAGGAUCAUCUUCGGGUAGUUUAGGCGGCGCCUUCGGCGCCCUGGCAGCACGCCACAAUGCAAAGCAGGAAUGAGCUGCUCUCAGCCAGAUUCUGGGGGCCAGUGACCUCCAGAUGGGCAGCAGCUUAACCAAUGAACCGGAGAUGAUGCAGCAACCAUACAUUGGCGGCGAACUACAACAGAUCUCACUUCUGGAGUUUGCGCAGGCGGUGCUUAGGCGAUAUGUGCCCAGGAGCACGUCCUGGAAAGGUGCCUUAAGAACGCGAAGCAAUUGUGCGACAUCACACACCCCCUUACCGAAUAAUUUGCUCCAACAGUGCUGUGUGUCUGGAUCUAUUCCAACUACCAUCAUUUUAAGAAAUUAAAUGUUUUGGAUAAAUAUUUCCAUAUAAAAUUGCCAGGACUUGCCUCGUUGAGAAGGUGUUAUUGCCACUAAAGGAUGCGGCACUGAAUAUUAAUUGAAGCAAUUGGACAUAGUUUUGGAGGCUUAAGGUUGUUUAAUGAUAAAUUUGUUUGAAAGCAUUUUUUGAA
This is a messenger RNA of Drosophila ananassae, 1908 nucleotides long. Its product is annotated as mediator of RNA polymerase II transcription subunit 12-like. The transcript has 3 exons. The record is from RefSeq and is a predicted model, not a curated record. Lineage: Eukaryota; Metazoa; Arthropoda; Insecta; Diptera; Drosophilidae. The coding region runs from base 1 to 1107 and encodes 368 amino acids.